AUUUGGUAUUUCCAUUGUGUCUAUAAAAUAUAUUCCAAAGAUUUAUCCAUUAGGUAUCCUUUAACGUAGUACUUCAUAAUAUAAUUUAAUAUUUUUUGAAACCUCACCUUUACGAUUGCCUGGGAGUAAUAUUUUGGAUAAAAUAUUUGAUUUUACCUUCCCCCUUCCACAAACUCGCAAGUCAGCCAUUAGUCCAAUACAUGGUGCUCACAUGACCUGUUGUUUGGUCCCGUGAUCAAAUUGUGGGGUACCUGGCAAAUUCAAAACUUUACCAAGUGAUUUCUGAUGGAUAUGCUCGAUCAUUCACUUGAAAACAGCCAGGACCGGGACGGGGACGCCAGCGACGGCUCGUGCCUGGGGGCGGACAGCAAGGAGCUGGUGACCCAGUCCCUCACCAUCGUGGAGGACGACGGCUCCCUGGGCUCCGCGGAGGACCAGUCGACGGUGGCGGAGCUGGCCCGCACGCAGGCGCUGCUGGAGGACGACGGGGACGUGCAGUACCAGUUCCGCUCGAGCGACGGAGAGACCGUGACGUACCGGGUGGUGCAGGUGGGCGGGGCGGACUCUGUGGAGCCGCUGUCGCAGAUUGUAUCGUCCUCGUCUGGGUUCACAGGGACCGGCGUCCAGCAAGCCGUGCUGGCCAGCCCCAUCAACGGAGGACAGUUCUACGUGAUCAACCCCCAGGACGUGUUCGGCUCGGCCGCCUCCCGCUCCGCCAUCCAGAUAGAGCCGUCGCGGGGUAGCGGAACGGUGAGGCGAGACGACAGGAGACGGGCCACGCACAACGAGGUGGAGCGGCGGCGCAGGGACAAGAUCAACAACUGGAUACUGAAGCUGAGCAAGAUAAUCCCCGACUGCACGGCGGAGAGUGCCAAGUCAGCACAGAGCAAAGGAGGCAUCCUGGCGAAGGCGUGCGAGUACAUCAUCGACCUGCGAGCGUCGAACCAGCGCCUGGCGGAGCGCGUCAAGCACUCGGAGCAGGUGGUCCUGGACAACGAGAUGCUGCGGCAGCAGAACGAGAAGCUGGAGAGGACCAACUCGCUGCUGAUCGCGCAGCUGCGGCAGCACGGCAUCGUGCUGGACGUGUCGUCCGUGUCAUAGCGCCGUCACCCCCGGUGUGCGCGACCGAGUUGUAUAUGCAGCGAAAACGAUGCUACGGAUUUCUCGUGAACGUUCGACACCAAAAAAAUGUCCUGGGAAAGAUGUGAAUAUAUUUGUACAAAAUUUGUAACAUCCGUUUUUUUUUUUUUAAAUCGUUUUCCUCAUUUGUACAUAUUGAGCCGUUUUUGAUGCACGUUUGGCAUUGUUUGGGAGUACCUUGUUGAUAUGUUUCGUUAGUUUAUCCUGGUUGAGCCUUGAAAAAUUAUGUGAUUGCGUUGUGUAAAUAUGUUAUAACUUAUGACCAUACAGUGAAAUUAUCUAAAUGCAGUUUAAAUGGUUGAUUUUACCGCUUGACAUUUUUAUCCGUAGAAUUUAAAAUUGCGUAUUAAAAUAUUUUUGAAACGUUUGCGUAUUAUCGAUAAUCAUGUGUACGUUAUUCUAAUAAAAUACAGGUAAGGAUAUGUUCAAUUUAUUACAGUUCAAGAGUCGAGUCAAAUUGUUUGAUGUCAAGUAUACAUAUUUCAUUAAAAAGAAAAUUUAGUUUGAUCUCAUUAUAUAAAUAAAACCAGUGUGUUCAACAGCAUUUGUAGAAUCUGAAGGGGAAAAAUGUUAUUACUGUACAUGUAUUUUAAAUUGCAAAUUUUAUAUUAUCAACAGCAUCACCAUAUUUCUGUAACACUUAUAGAACUGGUUGGGGAUUUUAAAUAAGAAAGACUAAACUUUUCUUUUAUUGUGCAUUUGUUGUGCAAUGUUAUUACUGAGCUUGAUCAUAGUGUUUAUUUUAAAAAUUAAGCUAACUAAUUCAUAAAAUGUAAAAUUACUGUUUUUGUUUUUACAAUUGAAGAAAAAUGAUGUAUUUUUGAAAUGAUAUUGAGGAGUGCAACUCUGUUUUGAUGUGUGUAUAUAUAUUUAUUUGUAUUGUUUAAAAGGAAAUAAUUUAAGUUUUAGGAAUUUAGUUGUGCAUAUAAUUGUUUUCUCGUUGACAGGAUAAGAACCAUAAAUUUUCUAGAACAGGUGGUGGUGCAGUAUUUGACAAAUAAAAAAGCUACUUUUGAUAUGUUAUGUCAUUCACACUGUAAUGCCGUGACUUAGUUAAUGAAGUCAGAUUAAAGACUAAGUGUAGAGGUAAGCGUGGAAAAGAGCUGGAUGGAAUAUGGGGUGGAGCAGAUGAUAUGUAUGUUUGAUGACUUAAGGCCCUCUUGCGUUGUCACAUUAAUUUUGUCAUGAACUGUUGUCAUGGCUCAAUGUUCUCUGCAAAUAGUUUGAUUCAAGACUUUUUGAAGUAUGUAGUUGGACAGUCUCUUGAGUGGGUGUCUCGUACUGUCAAACUCUGACGUCACGUUUGAGUUUUUGCAAAUUACGAUUCUCUUUUCUUUGAAAGUUGAAUUUCUGUAUAUACUCAGUUGCCUGUCUUGCAUGAUUUGCACUAGGCAGCUUCUGAUUGCUAGAAACCAUUCAAUUUGACAUGGUUUUAAAUUAACAAAUUUGAUGUACAUGACUGCCAUCAAAUUUUCUUCAGCGAUAUUGCUCACUAUCUUGUACUAGUUAAAGUUUUAUGAAAACAUUUUUUGUGAGAGGUUCUCUAGUUAAGAAAAAUAAAUCCAAAAUAGGAGGGCUUACAAAAGACGGGUGACUUGACAGUGAUAACAACAUAAACUAUUCGUAUUGAUUUACAAAUCAUAAAGUACAUUUUGAGGCUAUUUGUUGUCAAUUUGGAUAACCAACAAAAAAAUCCUGUACAAGAGAAUAAAUUUAAUGAGAUUAGUGAGUAAGGUAAAAUGAAAUUAUAAUGUGAAGUUAUUUGUAUUUCUGGUGUUUUAUUUUGAAACAGUAGAAAAAUACAGUUUAAUUUCCCACAACUCAGCCUUGCGCUUAAUGUUUGGUGAUAAAUUCUGGUGGUGUCAAACCCAGUUUUUUCACAUGUGGGAAAUUUGACGUUGGGUUUCCCCAGGGUGCUCCUAUGUCCACUACUAACCGCUUCCAUCUCUGCUCCACCCCCUUAGCUUCACUCAUUGUCUCUAUUAACAUUGAUAAUGACAAGACAUAAGGCCUUAAUUCAUCCAUUCAUGUGGUGGCUACAGAUCAGAUUGUAUGAAAUAAUCAUAACCAGGUAUUGUAUGCUCAUGGAUUUAACACUAUGUUUGUUACUUGGAAGGAUGAUUUAACUUAUUAAUUGUUGGUGUGAACAUUUGUUAAUCUACAACCUUAAGAGCCCCACCUAGUCAGGGGUGUAUGUGUGUCGGCAAGGCGGUGUGAUAAAGCGCGACGCUCGAUUAUGCAUCUAGCGUGGUAUCGCCUCUGAACUGGCGCGCUGUCUUCUCGUCAUGCAUAAGAUGACAAUGAUAUUUGAGUGUUGACCAUAACGUUAGAUGGAUGCUUUCAAGAAUCUUUGUCUGGUGUUUCAUGCAGAAACAUUAUUCUGAAAACAAAUUUUUUAACCUUUUUCACUCUUUUGCAUUCUGAAAAUACAGUUAGAAAAUUAAAUACGGGAACAAUAUUACUCAUCCUCCGUCAGCGCAUUCUUAUUUUGUUUUUCAUAAAAUCACCCUUACUGAUAUCUUGAUAACUUUUCAAAUUGCGUGGUUUCUUCUGAAGCUCUUCACACCGUGUGUGCGCCCGGAUAGGCGGGGCCCUGAAGUUUGUAGACCUGGCUAGCGCUUGAUAUUUGUAAAUAAUUGCAAGUUGGUAAUCAUUACUUUGACUCGACUCUGCUUUCCUAGUGUGACUCCAUCACUCCAAAUCGCAUAAAGAUGAGUUACCAUGUUCUUACCAUUGAAGGAGUGAUACAGUUGCGUCCAGCUUCGUCUGUUUUACAAAGCACUGAAUGCUCGUGUGGCAAGUUUUUGGCUAAUUGUAGUUAUUGUGUAUGUGCCAUUGUGCAAUUUUUGUGAUUUUUUUUUAUGGAACAAUUUUGUUGUGGCUUCACAGUUUUAAAAAAAUGUAGGUAUUUUACAAUGUAUAUAAUGCAAGUAAAUAUUGUAUAUAAAAUUAUUGUUACCCCACAUUUCUGGUUUUAUUACAGUCAGGUGUGUAUUGCUUGAAAACAUUUUUGGGUAAGUAAUGUCACUAUGGUUGAUGGCACGAACAUAACUUGUGAGAACCGUAGCAUAAUCAUUAUUAAUCCAUUUCAGUUAGCUCCGCAGCGAGUCCUCGUCAACUAAAUGCAGAUAGACUGGUUGUUUAACUACUAGUUACUUGAUCUUCCAAAAGACGUUGAACACACUACAUGCUUAAUUUUGUUCCAUUUGGUCUAUCAUGCCACAAGCAUGGCACAGAUUUCACUUAAUCGAAAACUUAUCCACCAGUCUUUUUAUUUUAGCUUACAUGGGGCUGCUAAUGGACUUAACUUGUACCUGAACUUACUGACGAAUAACUUAUUCUGGUAUUUUUUUUUGUAGGCUUUGUAGUGACAAUGAGGUGGACCUUCUGCUCAUAUAUCCUACUGGAUAUGUUCAUCUAUCCAGUAUGUCCACUUGCUAGACAUUCCAUUGGCAAGCCUUCUUAGUGUAACUUUUCAAGUAUCCAUGUAACUGACUCGGCUCUCAACCCAGGCACCAUACCAGCAAUCCAAUCCAUUCUGCAAGACUCCGUACAUGACCUUAUGUGUAUAUCCUGCCCACGCGAUUCAUUAAGUGUGACGCAGGUCUCACAUCCUCCCUGGGUGGUUGCGGUGUGGAGCACGAUGGUCAACAGAUAUUUUUUUCGGCCACAUGGCCAAGACAGUGGCACGUUAGUGUGGUGUAGCAUUAAUUUUCUGAAUGAAACUCAAAGAGGCCAAUAUUCUGUUUAUUCUUACCACACAUCCUGUACAUAGUGCUGUCAUAGGCCUGGUCCGCUUUGAGAGUCUUAGACUCGUUGUUAUGAUUGGGAUUCUACACGAACUAAUAUGGCUUGCGUGAGGGUCUCAAGUCCUCAACCUCUGGCAGACACAGUUAACUAGGCCAUGCUGCUGGCAUGGUUCUAACAAUAAUUGCAAUUAUUACUGGUUUCUGAUGUAGUAGAUACUAAGACAUGAUGGAUAUUACCCGAUGUUAAGUUCACAAGUCAUAUGGUACAGUUACUAAUGAUUGACAUGUGGAGUAUUUAGAUGUGGUGGUCGUUCCUGGGCGUUAAGUUCGUAAGUCGCGCGACGGGCAUGUUGCAUACAAGUAUGGUAACGUUUUCAUACAAAG
This is a messenger RNA of Bacillus rossius redtenbacheri, 5273 nucleotides long. Its product is annotated as upstream stimulatory factor 1-like. The coding region runs from base 286 to 1101 and encodes 271 amino acids. NCBI's taxonomy places the organism in Eukaryota, Metazoa, Arthropoda, Insecta, Phasmatodea, Bacillidae. The record is from RefSeq and is a predicted model, not a curated record. The transcript has 6 exons. Gene Ontology annotation, molecular function: protein dimerization activity; DNA-binding transcription factor activity, RNA polymerase II-specific; RNA polymerase II cis-regulatory region sequence-specific DNA binding. Gene Ontology annotation, biological process: regulation of transcription by RNA polymerase II.